Molecule: messenger RNA, 2351 nt
Organism: Ziziphus jujuba (common jujube)
Lineage: Eukaryota; Viridiplantae; Streptophyta; Magnoliopsida; Rosales; Rhamnaceae
Product: glucose-6-phosphate 1-dehydrogenase, chloroplastic
Exons: 10
Coding region: 241-2073 (610 amino acids)
Biological process (GO): glucose metabolic process; pentose-phosphate shunt, oxidative branch
Cellular component (GO): chloroplast stroma
Molecular function (GO): glucose-6-phosphate dehydrogenase activity; NADP binding
Source: RefSeq, a predicted model, not a curated record
AAGGUGCACUUGUCUUGCACCUCAUCGGAUGGUUGGCUGGACAAAAAACAGAGACAGCAACCUUUCGGAGAUCUCAAGGGACUUCUGACUCUCUUUCUCUUCCUUCUCCUAAGCCAACGUCGAUGUUUCCUAAGUCCCUUUAAUGCUCAAUAACCUUCUUUGUUUUUUCACUGACCCUUUUAACCCUUCUAAUCCAACAACCAAAAUCCCAAAGGCCCCUCACAAAUUAAGCUCACGAGAAUGGCGGCUUUCUCUUCGGCGGCUCACUGUUGCCGUUCUUAUUCAUCAUCCUUCAUACCCUCUUCUUCUUCUUCUUCUUCUUCUUCUUCAUCGUCUCCUUCUUUGCACGGUCAAUUUCAGUGCAUUGCUGUAUAUUCGACUUCUAGACGUUUUAUUGCUGCUAAAGUUUCUCUGCAAUCUCAAUCUCUUUCGCAUGACAAUGUAGUCCGCACGCAAGACGUUGGUUUAGACGCUGCAGUGGCUACAACAGUAAGUCCCAUUGAAAAUGAAACCCCUUUCAAGAAAUUCAAGGAUGGGUUGGUUUCUGUUACUUCUUUGGAAGAACAAAAAGAAGCAGCUGGGAUUGAUGCGUAUGGAAAUGAAUCCACUGUUAGUAUUACUGUUGUUGGAGCCUCUGGAGACCUUGCAAAAAAGAAAAUAUUCCCUGCACUUUUUGCGCUUUAUUAUGAGGGUUUCCUCCCUAAGCACUUCACUGUGUAUGGUUAUGCUCGAAGUAAGAUGACUGAUGCAGAACUUAGGAACAUGGUUAGCAGGACUCUUACUUGUAGAAUUGAUCAAAGAGAAAAUUGUGGUGAAAAGAUGGAACAAUUUCUUAAAAGAUGUUUCUACCAUUCUGGUCAGUAUGAUACACAGGAAAACUUUGCCGAGCUUGACAAGAAACUAAAGGAACAUGAGGCUGGGAGGGUUUCAAAUCGUCUGUUCUAUCUGUCUAUUCCUCCAAACAUAUUCAUAGAUGCAGUAAGGUGUGCAAGCUUGUCUGCAUCCUCAGGUAAUGGCUGGACUAGAGUUAUUGUCGAGAAGCCCUUUGGUCGAGACUCAGAAUCCUCUGCUGCUUUGACCAAAGCCCUCAAACAGUACCUAGCAGAAGAUCAAAUAUUCAGGAUAGACCAUUAUCUGGGAAAGGAGUUAGUAGAGAAUUUAUCGGUUCUCCGCUUCUCUAACCUUAUUUUUGAACCCUUGUGGUCGAGGCAGUAUAUAAGGAAUGUGCAAUUAAUAUUCUCUGAAGAUUUUGGUACUGAAGGUCGUGGAGGGUAUUUUGACAAUUAUGGGAUAAUAAGAGACAUCAUGCAGAAUCACCUGCUUCAGAUACUAGCCCUCUUUGCAAUGGAAACCCCUGUCAGCUUGGAUGCAGAAGAUAUCAGAAAUGAGAAGGUGAAAGUUUUACGAUCAAUGAGGCCAUUGCAACUUGAAAAUAUGGUUGUAGGACAAUACAAAAGCCAUACAAAGGGAGGUGUCACUUACCCAGCUUAUACAGAUGACAAGACUGUACCCAAGGGCAGCUUAACUCCUACAUUUGCAGCAGCUGCCCUCUUUAUUGAUAAUGCAAGAUGGGAUGGGGUACCUUUUUUGAUGAAGGCUGGCAAAGCGUUGCAUAAUAAGAGUGCUGAGAUAAGGGUGCAGUUUAGGCAUGUUCCUGGCAAUUUAUAUAACAAAAAUUUUGGAACGGAUCUUGAUCAGGCUACAAACGAGCUUGUUAUCCGUGUACAGCCUGAUGAAGCUAUUUAUUUGAAGAUCAAUAACAAAGUUCCUGGGCUUGGAAUGAGACUGGACCGCAGUAAUCUUAACCUUCAUUAUGCAGCUAGAUACUCAAAGGAGAUUCCAGAUGCAUAUGAGAGGCUUCUGUUGGAUGCUAUUGAAGGUGAAAGGAGGCUCUUUAUCAGAAGUGAUGAACUUGAUGCAGCUUGGUCGCUGUUCACGCCAGUGUUAAAAGAGCUAGAAGAGAAGAAGAUAAUCCCCGAAUACUAUCCAUAUGGGAGCCGGGGCCCUGUAGGGGCCCAUUAUCUUGCGGCAAAGUACAAGGUCCGGUGGGGUGAUGUUGGUGCAGAACAAUGACUCUUCAGGGCUUCGCCAUUGAUUCCUGAGUUAGAUUAGGAGAAACAAACACAUUGUGAUUUUUUGUUUAUCCAUAAGGUUUCUAGUACCAGAUGAUAGAUGAAGAAAGGUCUCUGUUUCCUUAGAAAGACAGAGAUUAGUAGGGUUUAGCAAAAACAGAAAAAAAAAUCCAACAAAGGAGGAUUACAGUUCCUUUAUAAUGAUUCAAUGCACGCUCUGUGAUAAUUUAUUUUGUAUCGACUAUCAUAAUAUGCAAGUGCUGGAUUUUUUAACUGCUC